AUGCGAGAUCUGAGCGGUUCCGUUCUCCCAGGGCUUCUCAGGGCUGGUGUAGCGAUCUUUGAUCUUGAUUUUGAUGCUAUCCUUACUGCUAUGUAUGUUGUGGAUUAUAGUGAGGAGAAUGAGGGUUACCGCUGUUUCCAGCCCGACCCGGGCAUUGGUACUGCUGCGCUAGGUGCUUGUGAGGCUGCUGCUCUAGGUGCCAGUGCGUCUGCGCUCUCAGGUACUGGUGAGACUGCGCUCUCAGGUACUGAGUCGUCCUCGUCCUCCCUCACUUUCACACUUGACUCCGGAGCUUCUCGCUCCUUCUUUCGAGACCGCACUACCCUUACGCCGCUCGGCCGGCCGGUUGCAGUCUCCCUUGCUGACCCCUCUGGGGGUCCUGUCCUGUCUCACUUCUCCACUGUCCUCCCGUGUCCGGCUGCCCCUUCGGGCACCCUGUCGGGUCUGUACCUUCCCUCGUUCUCUACGAACUUGGUGGCUGCGUCGGGUCAGGUACUUGCUGCUGCGUCCCGGUCAGGUCCUGAGUCUGCCCCCUGUUCUUGUCGCCUCCUGUCUCACGAGACUCUCCUGUGGCACCACCGUCUUGGCCACCCCUCCUUGCCCCGUCUUCGGAGCAUGGCUUCCCGUGUCCUUGUCUCUGGUCUUCCCCAGUCUCUCCCUCCUCUCCCCUCCGGGCCAGGACCUUCCUGUGUCCCCUGUGUCGAGGGUCGCCUCCGGGCUACUCCUCACUCCUCCCACUUCCCCCCGACAGAGGCUCCCCUGCAGACGCUUCACAUGGAUGUGUGGGGCCCAGCCCCCGUCCGUGGGCAGGGUUACGAGCGCUACUUCCUGUUGGUGGUUGACGACUACUCGCGUUACACCACAGUCCUCCCCUUGCGCAGCAAGGGUGCGGUCACUGAGGUGCUGAUCGACUGGAUCCGCGAGGCUCGUCUCCAGCUCAGGAAGAGCUUCGGCUCGGACUUUCCUGUUCUGCGUCUGCACUCUGACAGAGGCGGAGAGUUCUCUUCUCGCCUUCUGCGAGACUACUGUCGUGCACGGGGGAUCAGCCAGACCUUCACGCUUCAGGACUCACCACAGCAAAAUGGGAUUGCUGAGCGCCGCAUUGGCAUGGUCAUGGAUGUCGCUCGUACGUCCAUGAUGCAUGCGGCUGCCCCCCAUUUUCUGUGGCCGUUUGCGGUGAGGUACGCGGCGCAUCAGCUCAACCUUCACCCCCGGGUCUCUCGGCCUGCGAUGUCCCCAGCCUUGCUGUGGACGGGGAAGGUUGGCGAUGCGUCUGUGUUCCGUGUCUGGGGAUCUCGGGCGUUUGUCCGCGACUUGUCUGCGGACAAGCUGUCCCCUCGUGCUGCUCCCUGUGUCUUCCUUGAUUUGAGUGAGACCACUUGA
Molecule: messenger RNA, 1383 nt
Organism: Closterium sp. NIES-65
Lineage: Eukaryota; Viridiplantae; Streptophyta; Zygnematophyceae; Desmidiales; Closteriaceae
Source: the annotation of a GenBank genome assembly